CCGGAGACUCUGGCUGGGUCGGGUCGCAGGUGUCACCGCAGCUCUGGCCAUGAGGACCCUGUGGAUGGUGCUGUGCGCGUUGGCACGACUGUGGCCUGGGGCCCUGGCUGGCUGCGCAGAGGCCGGGCGCUGCUGCCCUGGUCGGGACCCAGCCUGCUUCGCCCGCGGCUGGAGGCUGGACAGGGUCUAUGGAACGUGCUUCUGCGAUCAAGCCUGCCGUCUCACCGGGGACUGCUGCUUCGACUACGACCGGGCGUGUCCAGCUCGCCCGUGCUUCGUGGGAGAAUGGAGUCCCUGGAGUGGCUGUGCUGGUCAAUGCAAGCCCACCACGCGUGUGCGCAGACGUUCAGUGCAGCAGGAGCCGCUGAAUGGAGGGGCACCUUGCCCACCCCUGGAAGAGCGAGCCGGCUGCCUGGAGUACACCUCAUCGCAGGGCCGGGACUGCGGGCAUUCCUUUGUUCCUGCCUUUAUAACCAGCUCUGCAUUCAACAAGAAGAGAACAAUACAAGCUGCAUCUCCACAGUGGUCUACACAAACUGAGGAUGCUGGAUACUGUAUGGAGUUCAAGACAGAGUCCCUGACUCCGCACUGUGCCCUGGACAACCGUCCGCUGACUCGAUGGACGCAGUAUCUCCGAGAGGGAUACACGGUGUGUGUGGACUGUCAGCCUCCAGCUAUGAAUUCUGUGAGCCUGCGUUGUUCCGGAGACGGCCAGGAUUCUGACGGAAACCAGACUCUUCGCUGGCAAGCCAUUGGCAAUCCUCGAUGCCAAGGGACCUGGAAGAAAGUGCGGCGGGUGGACCAGUGCUCCUGUCCAGAAGUGCACCGCUUCAUUUUCAUAUAGAGCGCCUCGGAGCCACCGCACAGUGUGCUUACAGUGGGCUGAGUAUUGCCAACCUGAGCUCAGCCCUCAGAAGCCCUCAGAAACUGUGCCAAGUCCCCGGACACGCUCCAUUGCCACACUUCGCUUCUGAGAAAGAAAACUUAGGGGUAGUUCUCAAGGAUCACAGCCUCUUUGUUUUUAUUUUUACUGAGUUAAAGAACCAUACUAAAAGCUCCUACAGCCUUGACCUUAAACGUUUGGCCACAAAAUGCACGUCUGUUUGUACUAGAAUCACUACCACGGGCUCUAGUUUGGGUAAAGUUGCUGUUUAAGGGUAUCUAUGUAUUUUGUCAUUAUUGGUUUUUUGUUUUAUUUUUUAUUUUUUAAAUUAAAG
Messenger RNA from Microtus ochrogaster (prairie vole), 1217 nucleotides. It is a transcript of the gene Sbspon, whose product is annotated as somatomedin B and thrombospondin type 1 domain containing. The record is from RefSeq and is a predicted model, not a curated record. NCBI's taxonomy places the organism in Eukaryota, Metazoa, Chordata, Mammalia, Rodentia, Cricetidae.